AUGAAUAUUCUCACUCUCAUAUUUGCGUUAUCACUCGAUCUGAUCGUUGUUCGAUCUCGAACUGUGAGUGUAUCAUCGCAAUGCGAUCUCGACUCGGAACAAACCAGAAUCGGACGAUGUGUUCGGCCAUGGCUUGAUCUUUGGGAAAUGAUACGCAUACGUGAGCCUCAGGCAGCAGAUCUCGUUUUUCCCGUUAGUUUGCAACUAUUAUACAUCAUUCAUAGUAGAUCUGCGUCCAUUUCAGCACGUUCGUCUACGGAGUACACUGCACAAAGCAUUAAGUACACUUGA
Molecule: messenger RNA, 291 nt
Organism: Anisakis simplex (herring worm)
Lineage: Eukaryota; Metazoa; Nematoda; Chromadorea; Rhabditida; Anisakidae
Source: the annotation of a GenBank genome assembly